GCAGCUCUUGGUGUUUUACUGUGUCGCGCUGCUGGCCCCCCUGGCGACUGCAGCGCCGCCCUCAGACCGCAACCAUGUACCACCCAUCGCAUGUGAAGACAUGGCGCCCAUCCACGGGGACAACCAGCCCAGCGAGGAGCCGGCGCCCUACACCAUCUCCGUGUCCACCACCGCCGUGAGCGCGGGACAGACCGUCACAGUGCACUUCUCGGGCAACACGACGUUCAGGGGCGUGUAUGUGCAGGCGCGCCAAGGGGACCAGCCGGUGGGGCAGUUCCUCGCCAGCGACGUGGCCGGCGUCGCUCUGGACGACUGCGCGCCCGGCACCAGCAACGCCUUGGAAUAUGUUUCGAGUGAAGACACCGAGGAACUGGAUGUCGAGUGGGUGGCGCCUGACAUUAACGACGUCAUCGUUUUCAGAGCGUCUUUCGUGAAGACCUUCCCCGAGUUCUGGGUCGGCGUCGAGUCAGAAACUGUCACGGUCGGGACCGCGCAGAAGGCUUCCCACAUCGUUGCUGCAUGAAGAUCGGAAAUGCAUUGUGACAGUGACGACAGUGUCGUGUAAACACAUUCUUUCCAAGUCGACGCAUUAAAAAUUAAAUAACAAUGUGAUUGUUAGUGUUGGUAAUAAUAAGCUAAUGCAAUAGGUGAUUGGACUAUUUAGAUUAAAGUUAUGAGACCACUCUAUGUCCUUAGCUUGAAGAAGUUCAAAGAUAACACAGAGACACAACAGGAAAACAUCUUGCCUUGCACACCUGAAAAGUAAAAGGGUGGUCAGACAGCUUGCUUUGUGUUCCGGAGAACUUGAUAUGACGACGAGGAUAUGAAAGCGACGUCUGCCUCACAUCCUGCCGUCAUCAAGAAUAUAACUGAU
This is a messenger RNA of Schistocerca gregaria, 874 nucleotides long. RefSeq names its product putative defense protein. The coding region runs from base 101 to 523 and encodes 140 amino acids. Gene Ontology annotation, molecular function: oxidoreductase activity, acting on metal ions. The record is from RefSeq and is a predicted model, not a curated record. The transcript is spliced from 5 exons. Lineage: Eukaryota; Metazoa; Arthropoda; Insecta; Orthoptera; Acrididae.